Messenger RNA from Saccostrea echinata, 1584 nucleotides. Its product is annotated as gigasin-6-like. Lineage: Eukaryota; Metazoa; Mollusca; Bivalvia; Ostreida; Ostreidae. The record is from RefSeq and is a predicted model, not a curated record. The transcript is spliced from 6 exons. Bases 1 to 1584 code for a protein of 527 amino acids.
AUGAGGGAACCGUCCUUUGUUCUGUGUGUUGUCGUAAUUCUGUUUACUAGUGUAACUGCUCUGACGUCAUCUGAAUUUGAAGCAAAGAUAGAUGGUACCAUCAAUAAGGCACUAAAAUGCCAUCCUAAGAAUCCAGGAUUGACCAUUAGUGUCGUGAAGGAUGGAAAGUUAUUAUUUGCCAAAGGAUACGGAGUCACAGAUACCACCUCCAAUGUUCCAGUUACGAAUGAGACGCUUUUCCAAAUCGCUUCCAUGUCGAAGGCAUUCGCUGCAACCCUCCUUGUUAAACAACUACACCAAUAUUCAAAUUUGAGUAUUUACACAAAAGUGAAAGACUUGAUGGAACAAGGCUUUAGGUUUUCCACACACAUAAGAACGGAUAACGCUAAUUUAGUGGAUCUGAUGUCCCACACUUUAGCCAUUCCUAGCAACAGCUUUCUGAGAUUUGACUCCAACCUCACGCGAGAAAACUUGCAAAGACGAAUACCAUAUCUAAAGUCCAUACAUGCUUUUCGGACAAGUUUUGUCUACAGUAACCUAAACUAUGCCUUGGUUACCUACAUAUCUGAGAAGCUUGGUGGUAAGAAAUGGGAAGAUUUGAUCCGAGAGGAACUGUUUCAGCCUCUGGGAAUGGACAGUUCUAACUUUGUAACAACUAUUUCUGAUUUUUCCAAAGUAGCAACAGGAUAUGAGAAUGGUCCAAGUUCUAGUGUAGUUCCAGUCCAGCGUUCGUUUAGUCGGAAAUGGGGUAUAUGGGCUGCAUCUAAUAGUAUCCUUUCAAAUGGAAUUGAUUACGCUAAGUGGAUGAAUUUUCACCUCAAUGGCGGCAAGGAUAAAACAGGAUCACCACUAAUGGACUCCCACUCCUUUGGUUAUCUGCAUACCCCGCGGAAUGUGAUUCCGGUAUCAGCAGUGGAAAGUUACUUCCGUCAACCCAAGGUCCCAGUGUCUACCAGUGAAACUAGUUAUGCGUUUGCUUGGAAGAAUGGUCACUACAGAGGAAACCGGAUCUUGCGGCAUACUGGGAGCACGUUUGGUUACUGUUCAUUGGUUACACUUUUCCCGGAUCUCAACAUGGGCAUAUUUACCUCAAUGACGGGCGAUGACGAACAUUACAUCUUCAGAAACCUGCUUCAUAAUUAUAUUGCUGACACACUUCUUGAGGUGACACCAUGGUUAAAUUCAACCACAUUCUGUAGUUUUCCAAACCCAUGGUAUUCCUCUAUUUCAUACCAUCAGUAUGUCAAAAUAGAUCGCUCAGUAUCUGCAUCACGUUCUCUAUCAGAAUAUGUUGGUACUUACCACAACGAUGCAUAUGGAGAAGCGCACGUUACUAUGGGGAAUGGACAUUUAGUUUUAACUUACGGUGUUGCUUCUUGGAAUCUCUGGCCCAAACAUAGCCAUGACCAGUUUCAAGGUGAAGGAGUUGGGAUGCUGUAUGAAACUGAAGACAUUCAUCAGAUCAAGUUUCACACCAGUCACUCGACCAUAGCCUCAGUUGAAUUGAUUAGCUUUCAGUCCAGUGCACCUCCUAUUUUUAAGAAAAUAUCAUCAUCUCCACCUAUUCCAUCAGUGGUAGGAUGA